This is a messenger RNA of Stegastes partitus (bicolor damselfish), 2126 nucleotides long. RefSeq names its product creatine kinase U-type, mitochondrial-like. Gene Ontology annotation, biological process: phosphocreatine biosynthetic process. Gene Ontology annotation, cellular component: mitochondrion. Lineage: Eukaryota; Metazoa; Chordata; Actinopteri; Pomacentridae. Gene Ontology annotation, molecular function: creatine kinase activity. The transcript is spliced from 9 exons. The record is from RefSeq and is a predicted model, not a curated record. Bases 100 to 1347 code for a protein of 415 amino acids.
CCAGCAGAGGCACUUCAUCACCGACGCUCCCAUCCACCUGUCCCUCCCUCCCUGCGGCCGUGGAAAUAUUUUUAACACUCAACUACAAAGAAAACAAAGAUGGCAAGCAGCUUCUCACGAAUCCUUUCCUCCAAACGACACGUCGGGAUCCUGUCGUUCGUGGGAGGCUCCGUCACGGCUGGACUUCUGCUGCACCGGGAACAUGUCAGCGCCGGGGCGCCCGUCCGCAGGAGUUACCCCGCCAGUGCGGAGUACCCUGACCUGCGCAAACACAACAACUGCAUGGCCACUAACCUGACACCUGCAAUCUAUGCCAAGUUGUGUGAUAAGGCCACUCCCAGUGGUUACACACUGGACCAGGCCAUCCAGACGGGUGUGGACAACCCUGGACACCCCUUCAUCAAGACUGUUGGCAUGGUGGCAGGAGAUGAGGAGUCUUAUGAGGUAUUUGCAGAUCUGUUGGACCCUGUCAUCAAAGAGAGGCACAAUGGCUAUGACCCCCGCAACAUGAAGCACCCCACGGAUCUGGAUGCUAGCAAGAUCCAGUCGGGCCAAUUCGAUGAGCGUUACGUGCUGUCUUCCAGGGUGAGGACGGGCCGCAGUAUCCGGGGGCUGAGCCUACCUCCUGCCUGCACCCGUGCAGAGCGCAGGGAGGUGGAGAGGGUGGUGGUGGAUGCCCUCGCUGGCCUGAAGGGUGACCUGACUGGGAGGUACUACAGUCUCACCCAGAUGACAGAUAAGGAGCAGCAGCAACUCAUUGAUGACCACUUCCUGUUUGACAAGCCUGUGUCCCCCCUCCUGACGUGUGCCGGCAUGGCUCGUGACUGGCCAGAUGCCCGUGGUAUUUGGCACAACAAUGAGAAGACAUUCCUUAUUUGGGUCAAUGAGGAGGAUCACACCAGGGUCAUCUCCAUGGAGAAAGGAGGCAACAUGAGACGAGUCUUUGAGAGGUUUUGCAGAGGCCUCAAAGAGGUGGAGCGCCUCAUCCAGGAGAGAGGCUGGGAGUUCAUGUGGAAUGAGAGGCUUGGUUACAUCCUCACCUGUCCCUCCAACCUGGGCACAGGACUCAGGGCCGGAGUCCACGUCAAACUGCCUCUGCUGGGCAAGGAUCCCCGCUUCAGUAAGAUCCUGGACAACCUGCGUCUGCAGAAGCGAGGGACAGGUGGUGUGGACACCGCUGCUGUAGGUGGUGUGUUCGAUAUCUCCAACCUGGACCGCCUGGGACAGUCUGAGGUCCAGCUGGUGCAGACAGUGAUUGAUGGCGUCAGCUACCUAAUCGAGUGUGAGAAGAGACUUGAGCGAGGCCAGGACAUCAAGGUGCCCCCACCCCUUAAGCAGUUCAAGUAGACACUGAUCCCUCAUCUUCCUACACUACCCCUGGGCACAAACACAUGCACAAACACCCCGCUCUGUGCCCAUAGAUAUUACAAAUAUCUAUGUCAUUGCCUCAUUUACUACUACCACUUAUCUAAUCACCCCUCCCUGCCCCACACUAUACCCCUCUAUAAUAUAAUCUAAAUAUAUUAUAUGUAGUUAUCUGGCUAAACCCAGUCUAAGUCCCAGAAUACUGCUUUGGGCAAUUUCAUUAAUUCAAACCUUGCUCUAAGCUCAAAUUCAAACACUUCUUAAUAAGGAUGCACAAAUCGUGGGGCUGUUGUAGUGGAGUAAAGAUGCACAUCUUUGCAUGACCAAACAGUAUCUAUGGCUCUACUCCCAAACCACACCUCAGCCCAGCAAACCCAGCUUUACCCUGCCUCAGUCCUCUCUUGCCGCAUGUCCUUUCUUCUUCCCCCAUUCCCGUGUGUUGAUUGGUCAUGCCUAUUAUCUGGUGCUUGUGUAGGCCAUCCAUUUGUGCUUUACUCGCCAUUGUGGAUUGUGUGUACAUAGUUUCUUUUCACCAUUUCGAGUGGAUUUGAAUGUAGAUUAUCAGUUUCAGACUGAAGAGACUUAUGUUCUCCAGAUGAUUUGUAUGUUUCAUGACACACUUGUGUCAAAUGAUUGCGUUAUAACACACACUGGCCGGGUUGGGCUCUGUACUGUAAGCUACUGAAGCAAUAUCAUUCGAGCUCAUAGCUGAAUGUCACACUGUCAUGUCUUUUAUUAAAGAAAUCAUCUAUUUAACAGUA